CCAGUUUCUUAUUUAAAGCAUUCAAAACUCCUCAACAUCCCAACAACAAAGUCAAAAGAGCCAGCCCCAGUUUGGUUUAUUUAUUCAACACCAAUUUAAAGCUUAGUGAAUUAUGAAAAAGAUGGCUAUCAUCAUCACCAUUUGCAUGAUCAAUAUAUAAUCUCUGCUGCUGCAUUUCAUAUGGUACUGCUGGUCAAAAACUUACCGAAUCAUCAAAGCUCUCUAGUUACAGGUUUCUUGCUCAAGCUUGAUCAACACUACUGAUUUUCAACUCUACCUACAGCUUAUAUUCAAGCCCUUGAAGCAUCUGUUUAUUUGUCUGUUUCUUUAUAUCAGUGGGAAAUUUAGAUUGUCCAAGAACUUUCACUUCUGGGUUUUAGGAGAUGAUUCGGAAUUCUGGUGCUUUUUCCCUUCUUGGCAUGUCUAAAUCAAGAGCUUGCACAUUUGGAGCUGUUCUGCUUAUCUGGCUCUGUUGCUCUUCAUUACUUGUAGCAGCACAAGAAGGAAUUACUGACCCUGUAGAAGUGAAGGCAUUGCAAGACAUCAGGAACAGUUUAAUUGACAUCAAUAAGAAUUUGAGUAAUUGGAGACGAGGGGAUCCAUGCACAUCAAACUGGACAGGGGUUUUGUGCUUCAAUACAACAAAAGAGGAUGCCUAUCUACAUGUUAGAGAAUUACAACUGUUAAAUAUGAAUUUAUCAGGAACUUUAUCACCAUCGCUUGGCCUCUUGUCUUACAUGGAGAUUUUGGAUUUUAUGUGGAACAGCAUUACUGGAAGCAUACCGCCGGAGAUAGGCAAUAUUAAAUCUUUGGAGCUCUUGCUCCUGAAUGGAAAUCAAUUAACCGGUCCCUUACCGGAAGAGCUUGGCAAUCUUCCAAAAUUGGACAGAAUACAGAUAGACCAGAAUCAUAUAUCAGGACCAAUACCUAAAUCAUUUGCGUACUUGAACAGCACAAAGCACUUUCACAUGAACAACAAUUCAAUUAGUGGGCAAAUCCCGGCUGAGCUUUCCAGAUUACCGAAUCUUGUUCACUUCCUUCUGGAUAACAACAAUCUAUCAGGAACUCUUCCGCCAGAUUUAUACAAAUUGCCGAAAUUACUUAUACUCCAGCUGGACAAUAACCAGUUUGAUGGGAGCACAAUCCCACCUUCUUAUGGAAACAUGACUCAAUUGUUGAAGUUGAGUCUCAGGAACUGUAGCUUGCGAGGUCUGAUGCCUGACCUGAGCGGGAUACCAAAUCUUGGCUAUCUAGACCUCAGUUUCAACCAGCUAGCUGGACCCAUACCUCCAAACAAGCUUUUUGAAAAUAUUACAACCAUCAAUUUAUCCAACAACACUCUUAACGGAACUAUUCCUGCCUACUUUUCAGACCUUCCUCGACUUCAGCUACUGUCAAUUGCAAACAAUUCAUUGAGUGGCUCUGUUCCCUCCACCAUCUGGCAAACUAGGACCAAUGGGAAUGAAGGACUUGACUUGCAUUUUGAAAACAAUAGGCUUUCAAAUAUUUCUGGCAGCACCAGUCUCCCUCAGAAUGUCACGCUAUGGCUUCAAGGAAAUCCGGCAUGCUCAAAUUCCAAUAUAGUAAAAUUUUGUGGAUCACAGAAUGGUGAUAUGAACGAUCAGAGUACAACAGAAUCUAAUGUUACUACCUGUUCCGUUCAAUCAUGCCCACCCCCUUAUGAAUAUUUCCAAACACCUACUAUAUCUUGUGUCUGUGCUGCCCCUUUGAUCUUCGAAUAUCGACUGAAAAGUCCUGGUUUCUCAAAGUUUAUCCCUUACAGAGUUGCAUUCCAGGACUAUUUGACCUCUGGUCUUGAAUUGCAUCUUUAUCAGCUAGACCUUUCUUCAGCUAUAUGGGAAAAAGGACCUCGAUUAAAAAUGCAGUUGAAGCUUUUUCCUGUCUAUGUUAAUGAAAACAGUUCUCAUAAAUUCAAUGACAGUGAGGUUCGACGCAUCAUUAGCAUGUUCACCGGGUGGAACAUUCCUGACAGUCAAUUAUUCGGACCUUAUGAACUUCUCUACAUCAAUCUGUUGGGUCCUUAUAUAAAUGUGCUUUCUGUCACCCCUCAAAAAUCUAAAUUAAGCACGGGUGCUCUGGUUGGCAUAGUAUUGGGAGCCAUCGCAGGAGCAGUUGCAUUAUCAGCAGUUGUUUCUCUUCUUAUCUUGAGAAAACGUUCGAGGAACCAUGGAGCAAUAUCAAAAAGACGUCGUGUAUCAAAAGCCUCCCUGAAAAUUGAAGGUGUGAAGUAUUUUUCUUAUGCUGAAAUGGCCUUGGCUACCAACAAUUUCAAUAGCUCCAGCCAAGUUGGUCAAGGGGGUUAUGGAAAAGUUUAUAAAGGAUAUCUCGCUGAUGGCAGAACUGUGGCUAUAAAACGGGCUGAAGAGGCAUCUUUUCAGGGUGAGAGAGAGUUCUUAACAGAAAUAGAGUUGCUGUCAAGGGUACAUCAUCGGAACCUGGUAUCUUUGAUUGGAUUUUGUGAUGAAGGUGGCGAACAGAUGUUGGUUUACGAGUUCAUGUCGAAUGGCACUCUCAGAGAUCAUCUCUCUGCGAAGGCAAAAGAACCUUUGAGUUUUGCGACAAGAUUGGGAAUUGCCCUGGCUUCAGCUAAGGGCAUCCUCUACUUACACACAGAAGCUGAUCCUCCAAUAUUCCAUCGAGAUGUCAAGGCAAGCAACAUAUUAUUGGACUCCAGGUAUAAUGCCAAAGUUGCUGAUUUUGGACUCUCGAAACUUGCCCCAGUACCAGACAUUGAAGGGGAUGUGCCGGGUCAUAUAUCCACGGUCGUGAAGGGUACUCCAGGUUACCUUGAUCCAGAGUACUUUCUGACUCAUAAAUUGACAGACAAGAGUGAUGUUUAUAGCCUUGGUGUCGUAUUUCUAGAGUUGCUGACUGGGAUGCAACCAAUCUCGCACGGCAAAAACAUUGUUAGAGAGGUUAAUAUCGCAUAUCAAACUGGUAUGAUCUUCUCUAUCGUUGAUGGACGAAUGGGUUCUUAUCCUUCCGACUGCGUCGACAAGUUCUUAACUUUGGCCAUGAAAUGUUGCAACGAUGAGACGGAUGAAAGACCAUCAAUGAUUGAUGUGGUCCGGGAACUUGAAAAUAUGUGGCAUAUGAUGCCAGAAUCGGAUACUAAAACAACGGAUACAAUGAACACUGAUACCGGAAUGGAAAUGACCUCACCCUCUUCAUGCUCUCUAUUGAAGAACCCUUACGUGUCGUCAGAAGUCUCUAGCAGCGACCUUGUUAGUGGAGUUGCUCCUACCAUCACUCCUAGAUAAAAUGAAAUACAAGGAAUAAAAAUAAAAUGGAGAACCAAAUUUUGGAUUGCCAUUGCUAUAGUCCUUCAAGAUUGGAUUGGGGGGAUUAUCUAUCAACUUUUUGGUUAGUUUUCUAGAGUCUUGGUAGAAUUCGUCUUUUUGUGAAAAUAGUAGGCAGAGCAAUAGAGAUACCUUUUACACUGCCAACAUAUCUUUUACUGACAUGUAAUGUAAUGAAGAAUUAAUUAAUGAUAUUGCUAUGAGAUCAAAA
Molecule: messenger RNA, 3531 nt
Organism: Populus trichocarpa (black cottonwood)
Lineage: Eukaryota; Viridiplantae; Streptophyta; Magnoliopsida; Malpighiales; Salicaceae
Product: probable LRR receptor-like serine/threonine-protein kinase At1g06840
Exons: 21
Coding region: 384-3281 (965 amino acids)
Biological process (GO): protein phosphorylation
Molecular function (GO): protein kinase activity; protein binding; ATP binding
Source: RefSeq, a predicted model, not a curated record